Cucurbita pepo subsp. pepo (vegetable marrow) is the source of this 721-nucleotide messenger RNA. NCBI's taxonomy places the organism in Eukaryota, Viridiplantae, Streptophyta, Magnoliopsida, Cucurbitales, Cucurbitaceae. The record is from RefSeq and is a predicted model, not a curated record.
GUUUUACUUAUCGUUAGGCUUUGAUGAAAAACGUGACGAAUGCUAUGAAGGAGACGAGGAUCCCUGAUUUAUUGACAUCGCUAAAUGCAUUGCAAUAUAGGAGAAUGGAUUUUGAGGAGUUUUGUGCUGCUACGUUAAGUAUCCAUCAACUCGAGGCUCUUGAUAGGUGGGAGCAACAUGCACGGUGUGCUUAUGAUCUGUUCGAGAAGGACGGAAACAGAGCUAUUGUUAUAGAGGAACUGGCAUCGGAACUUGGCCUCAGCCCGUCAGUACCUGUUCAUGCCGUUCUUCACGAUUGGAUUAGACAUACCGACGGAAAAUUGAGCUUCCUCGGGUUUGUCAAACUGUUACACGGACCUUCUAGUCGAACUUUGGCCAAACCAUUGUAAGCUUUAUAACUCAAAUGUUGAAGAUUUGUCAAAAGUAUUGAGUGUGAUAAUUGAAUCAAAUGGCUGAGUUGAGAAAUAGUUCGAUUUCCAUUCAGCCCGAGUUGUGGAUACUCGAAACAGGGACAAUGAUCCAGUGGAAUGAAAAUGCAGGUGUUGGAGUAGUAGGAGUAGGAGUUAUCUCACUGUAUUUGUAUAGGAUUGAGUCAAAAGUGUUGUGUUGAAGUGCAAGUGAAGAUAAUCAUCCAAGGUUUUGAGAGGGUGGCACUUGCAUUUCCAGAGGUUUGAACUUCUGGAUUGUAAUUGUGAGGUUUCUUACGAGGAGUGUCUUCAUC